This is a messenger RNA of Schistosoma rodhaini, 777 nucleotides long. The record is from the annotation of a GenBank genome assembly. NCBI's taxonomy places the organism in Eukaryota, Metazoa, Platyhelminthes, Trematoda, Strigeidida, Schistosomatidae.
UGGAGGACAACUGACAGAUGCAUUCCAAGUGAGGACUAGAGUCGGGCAAGGCUGCCUACUCUCCCUCUUUCUCUUUCUUCUGAUGGUCGACUGGAUAAAGGCGGCCUGCUUGAAUACAUGGGCUACCUGUUUCUGCCAUCCAAAUGUUUCAACAACUUGAGACAUGGACAUAACCUACACUCUAUUUUGGGAUCACAUAAUGCUUGUGCCAUUGGAGACUCCUUAAUAAACACAGUGUCGAAGGUCAAAUAUCUUGGUGUCAUUUUUUCCUCUGAUCUUUCUUGGUCUUCUCAUGUUUUACUCUUAAAGAAAAAAGUUUACCGUUUGACAUACUAUAUAAAGAGGCUGCAUGCUUUUGGGAUUACUCGCCAUUUACUCUUAAAAUUUGUAAAUUCCUGCAUAUUAUCUAUUCUAUAUUGUUCUCGAUUAUUCUUUCCUAGGCUUUUGAGAAAAGACUUUGCUGUUUUGCGUAGAGUGCUGAAGGCGGUGUGCAAGGUAUGUGGUGAAUCUUUUGAAGUCAUUGUUAAUAUGCUUGUGGAUAGACAUCUUAAGUCUUGCAAACUCUUGGCAGGUGUUAUCUUAUCAGAUACUAACCAUCCGCUUCAUUCAUAUCUUUCUCCUUGUAUAUCUUCUGGUAGAACGAGACGUAAAUACAUUAAACUCCAUACACGCAAGCAAGUCUAUAAAAGUUCUGUAAUAGCUUACUUAGAAAAUUUACUUUGUGACAAACAGACUGUUAGAGUUGACCUAGUAAAUAACCUGUCUUCUUAAGCAUGU